Molecule: messenger RNA, 5677 nt
Organism: Tympanuchus pallidicinctus (lesser prairie-chicken)
Lineage: Eukaryota; Metazoa; Chordata; Aves; Galliformes; Phasianidae
Product: testis-specific serine/threonine-protein kinase 6-like
Exons: 2
Coding region: 3181-4011 (276 amino acids)
Biological process (GO): intracellular signal transduction; microtubule cytoskeleton organization; protein phosphorylation
Cellular component (GO): cytoplasm
Molecular function (GO): tau-protein kinase activity; ATP binding; protein serine/threonine kinase activity
Source: RefSeq, a predicted model, not a curated record
GUGGCGCAGCUGCAUGGGCCGCUGCCAUCCCAGAGCUGUCUGGGAAGAGAGCAGCUCCUCUCUCUCCUGGCUCAGUCUGACAUGGAGACGGCCCGGCCGUCUCCUCUAGCAAGUCCUGCUGUUUGCCAGCUGCCUGCUUGUCAGCACCUGGUCUCCCUGGGUCUCCCUACCUGUGCCUGGUGGCUGCCGUGUGGAGCCGGCAGCGGCGGCAGCCUGUCCUCUCGGAGGGAGGAUUCUGGGCUCUGGCUGCCCGCUGUCAUUGUGUGAGGUGGCCUGCGGAUCACCUGCGGGGAACAGAAGGAGAGGGAUUGAGCGCCCACACUGGCCCGACAGCACCCGCUGUGCCACCGGGCCCACUGGGCCCACUGGGCCUGGGCCUGGGCUUUGCCUGCCCCAUGGAUGGCAGAGCUGAGCGUGGCCAAGCUGCUCUCUGCCCCUCGUCUCCAAGCUUCCAGGGCCACGUGGGCCUUGGCCUUCCCAGGCAUCGUUGGCUCUGUGUGGAGAUGCUCCCAGGUGUCAGGAAGCGCAGUGCUCAGGCUGUAAGGUGCUCAGGGCCAGCUGGCCGGCUCUCCCCAGCACCGCGUCCCUCCUCCUGCUGCUCUCCACACCAUCCCGUCAUGCUGCUGGUCUCUCCCUCACUCCCUGAGCCUCACCUCAUCCUGCUCCUGUCCGCUCGGCAGCCCUUGGUUGGGCUGAGAGUGAGCCUUAGGCUCCUCUUCCUUCAGCAUCUCCAUGUCCGGAGACCAGAGAAAAGCACCAAGUCGAGCUGCUGCCUCCUGACAGAGCUGCUCUCCUCGGAGUGAGCACCCGAGGGCUCUGGCCCUGCCAGGAGCUGCGGAGCUGCGGUUACCCGUCCACAUCACAAUGGCCUCUGGGCGUGGUGCCGCCCAGGCAUCACAAAGGCCUGGCUGUGGCUGUGGGCCCACAGAGGCCCAUGUGCUCGCAGCUGCCCUAGGGAUAGCAGCUGGCGUGCCCACAGGGAGGCCCGGGUCAGCAGGGUCCCCUGUGUUCUUCUGCCGUGCCUCCCUUUGCUCAGCCCCGUGCUCCUCUGUGGGCUCUCCCGUGCCUCCGACACCCCCAUGUGCUGGGCACCCGAGACUGGGCACAGCUCUCUCAAGGCCGCCCGUGCUGGUGAAGUCUUUCCACCUAAAGCAUGUCCUGUACCACCAGGGUGCUGCCCUCGUCCAGCAGUGCCCCUCCAGUGGCACUCCAUUCCUGUUUUUGGAGCUGCUGGUUCCCACUGUCCCACAAGGGGGGUCUGCCCCCAUGUCUGGACUAGCAUCCACCUUCUCAAGCCAUCUCUUGCUAAAGAAUCGUAGAAUGGCCUGGGUUGGAAAGGCCCACAGUGAUCAUCUGCUUUCAACCCCCUGCUGUGUGCAGGGUCGCCAACCAGCAGACCAGGCUGCCCAGAGCCACGUCCAGCCUGGCCUUGAAUGCCUCCAGGGAUGGGGCAUCCACAGCCUGCUUGGGCAACCUGUUCCAGUGCCUCACCUCCCUCUGUGUGACAAACUUCCUCCUCAGAUCCAACCUAAACCUCCCCUGUGUCAGUUGAAAACCACUCCUUGUCCUGUCACUAUCCACCCCAUAAACAGCCAUUCUCCCUCCUGUUUGUACGCUCCCUUCGAGUACUGGAAAGCCACAAUAAAGUCUCCCUGGAUCCUUCUCCAAGCUAAACAAGCUCUGUUCCUUCAGCCUUUCUUCAUGGGAGAGCUGCUUCAGCCCUCUGGUCAUCACAGUGCCCGCCCUCCCUUUCUGUGUCCACCCUGGAAGGUGGUACCUACAGCCUGUCUCUGGUUCUCAGUGCCCAGUCGACAGAAAUGCAAUACCUGUGAGCAGAGCGCAUGGAGCUGCAGUCAGGUGUUCUACUCAAAAACUUGAUCAGGUCUCUGGUACCGGAGAACAACAUCCCCCGCUCCACAGUCACGCCUCACUCGCGCCAUGGCUGCUUGGCAGGACGUGCAUGCGUGAGCAGCUGCUCUCAAGGGUGAAGCACAGCAGGAGUAAAACUUGGUCUAAACUCUCUGAGCAGCACCUCGAGAGCUCCCUGAGAGCUGCUGAGAUGGCCAUCAAGCCCGAGUGACACCUUGGUUUGUGGGAAACCGAGGCAGCCCCUCUUCUGUGGGGGCAGCCCGGGCAAGCCAAAAGGCUGGGCACCCACAGAUUAGCUGCUGUCUUCCCACGGAGGAAAUACACACCCAUAAAUAGUGGAGUUCCUGGCAACCAUCGGCGUGUAGUUUGGCUCCCAUGCAGACCUGGAAAUUGCCUCUGCCAUUAGCAGCAGAGCAUUUGUGCCAAAAGCAGGCAGAGGACGUCUUCUUCAGCGGCUGGGUAGAAGCACAGGAAAGUCCUAGCAAACGCAGCCUCAUCAAGGUUCUGGUGUGUUUUGUGAGCAGAAGCGGAGCAGAGGGGCCACUCUCAAGCAAGUCACUGCUGUUGCCCGACUGCACAGCCCUCAGGCACUGCCCGCGUCUCCUCUCCCCUCCUGCUCUCUGCCUCCUGCUCCCUUCUUCUGAAUCCACUCCUGGUGACCCCCAGCUUACAACAAGGGAAUGCCUCGCUGUUUGCAUCGUUAUCAUUUUUGGUUAAAAUCACGGGAGCGCAACUCAAAGAAGUUCACAAAGCUGUUUCUGCUGAAAGAGCAGGCUCCCCUUCCGCACCGCCCCAAGCUGGAAAGCCCACCUUGAGAAACCAUUUCCUGCACUGUCAUAAUCAAAAACUAAAUCUUGACACCCAGCCGAGGUGUCCUGUAAUUAGAGGUGGUACAAAUCACUCUCUGGUGCCAUUUUGCGUAGUUCUGAUUUUAAUACCUGAUUUUAAUAUCCUGCAGAAAAUAGCUCUGGGUCUCCAAAGUGAUUAUUUGCUCCAGAACAGUCACAUUUAAACUCUUGUCAUCAGACAGUCCCUGUUCUGACAACUCAAGAGCAGAAACAGGUAAAUAUAUAUAUAUGUAUAUAUAUUCAGUGCUGGCAGUUCUCCCAGUGCGUAUGCAUGACAAGCUGGGACACCCAGGAGCAGCGCAGAGCCGUCGGACCACGUUGACAUCGCAGUCAUAGUGAGGCACUGUCACACUUUGUCGCAGUGCCUGGGUGGACCCUCAGCCCCACAGGGCACCUGUGGAACCACUGCAGGUUUGUGAAGGUCGACUGCAGGCACGCUUUCGUCCUAUGCGGACCAGCUAAGAUGCCAAACACUGACAAAGACAAGAAGCUCCUCCACAAGCUGGGCUUCACGCUGGGGGAGACCUUAGGAGAGGGUGCGUUCUCCACGGUGAGGGCGGCCACCUCCCCCAAGUACACGGUCCCCCUAGCUAUCAAGAUGGUGGACAAGCGAAGGGCCUCUCCAGAAUUUGUGGAGAAGUUUCUGCCCCGGGAGCUCUCCAUCCUGCGUGAGCUGGAUCAUCCCAACAUCGUGCUCAUCUUUGAGAUCUUUGAGCUGACCGACGGCAUGGUCUACAUCGUGAUGGAGUCGGCAGCCUUCGACCUGCAGCAGCGGCUGCAGCAGCUGGGCAAGCUGCCCUGCGUCCCCGACGCCCGGGACAUCUUUGUGCAGGUGGUGGGGGCCGUGCACUGCCUCCACGACCGCAACAUCGUGCAUCGUGACCUCAAGUGUGAGAACACACUGCUCAGUGCUGAUGGCCGCCAGGCCAAGAUUGCUGGCUUUAGCCUCAGCAAGGAAAUGAGCAGCUACCCAGAACUGAGCAGCACCUUCUGCGGAACAGAAGCCUACAUGGCCCCGGAGAUGUGGCUGCAUUACCCCCACGAUGCCAAGAAGUUGGACAUCUGGAGCCUGGGGGUGGUCCUUCUUGCCGUGGUGACUGGCAGCUUGCCCUUCCACGGCUGCCUCUGCAACACCAUCCAGCAUCAGAAGGAUGGGGUCCAGCACCUGAGGGGGGUGUCCGCGCUGCCGGAGCCCUGCCAGGCCCUCCUUGUCCAGCUGCUGCAGUUCUUACCAUCCUCCCGGCCCAGCGUGGCGCAGGUGGCCAGCAACAGCUGGCUGAAGGGGGAUAUCUAAGGGGAAUCCUCCCCAGAGAAUGUGCCAGGACAGCCAGCUUUUGGUGCAAUAAAUGCUGUUGAAGAAAAGCUCUUGAGCAGUUUGACUAGCAGGGCGUGGGUGGGAUUGAACUUCAAGUGCUGGCAAGACUUGGUCAAGAACUUGGUCAAACCCCUUCACAAAGCAGAUGAAUAAACCUGCCAUCGGUUAGGCUUCAGGCUCUGGUCGCUGUAUUGAGUGAGGGGUUAGAGCACACCACGGAGCUGCUCGCAUAGCAGUGGCUGUCUGAGCAAAUAAGGGGGCCAGGCCCAAGCUCUCCCACUGAUCCAGCUUUGGUAGCCACCGGCCUGUACUGAGCUUUAGAUCACACCGGAAUACUCAAAAACAAACAAACAAACAAAAACCCUCACAGCAGAAUGUUUACAAGCAAUCCAACAGCAUUACCGACCCAGAAGUUCUGGGGUGGCUUUCAGAUCCAUGCCUUAACUUCAACCACGUCUUGCAGGCAUGGAAUAAUGACAGCAUUCAAAGUCUCUGCCCAGAGGUACCGGAUGAGAAAGAAACAUCCUGGCCACAGAGGCAAUCAGCCUAGCAAUCACGGUCACCCCCACGGCUCUGUCUUUUCAGGUGCUUCAGUGGUGAAGAACAGAAGUCAGCAGUAGCCAAAAUGUAAUUGCCAGAUGUAUGCAUUGCUUGCUGUCCCAUGUUUUCACGGGUCUAUGCUUAGCCUUGCAAAUUCUAACUCACUGCAAAGUCUGUGUGUCUGCAAGAGUAAAAACGGCUGUCGUCUUGGGAGCCCAAGGUUCCUUGUCCAGGCAGAGCCAGCUGUGGGAGCAAGCGUGGCACUUGGGGCUUGCUUGGGAUUUUGGCUGGAGGAAAGCUGGAAAUCUGCAGGAGUGGAGCUAGCACAGCUGAUGGGGGCAACCACGACAUGGGGUGUGAGUGCCCUCUGGUCUGUGCAGAAUGUAGUUAGGCAAUUUGGAUCCCUUAUUCAGAGCUGGGAGAGAGCCUUCUGCUUUUUUAUGUUCCUAUGAGUUCUUAUGCCCAGGUCUUGUGAAUUCGUGAGAUAAGGAGUUGGCGAGAGAAUUCAAACGUCUUUCUGGGGUGUUAAAUGUUGGUGGAUUUAUUAUCAAGCAAGAGCUACAAUCUGAUUGAAGGUCUGUAAACCAGAGAAGUUGUAAAGCACAGUUGUAGAAUCAGGUAGGAUUACAGAAUGGCUUGGGUUGGAAGGGACCUGACUGAGGCAGGUGAGGGCAUAUCUCACUCCCUCAGGCGGAGGGAGGGGCCCAGUUAAAUCGACCUGCCACGGGUGGAGAGGAUUGUGUCCUCUAGCAAGAUGGGCUGUUGUCUCAGGCCAAGGUCUUGGUCUCAUCUUGGAGCCAGCGUCGCAGUCUCGGCAUGCCUGGGCGAGAUCAGCUCUGAGAAGUCGCCUGGUACUGGUGGCCCGACACCGCUACUCUUCCUGCCUUGUGAUGCAGCAGCAGCAGCAAACCCUGAGCAGCCGCCCAAGCGCCCUCCUGAGCAGAUUGCGCCGUGGCCGGCGCUCACCGCGACUCGCGCCAGAAGACGGGAGAGAUUCUUGUUGGCCAGGGGCUUCAGGCACAAAGACCUCUUCCGUUCCUCUGCCGCUAGAGACAGAGGCUGCUGCUGGCAGAUCAGGCAGCUCGCGGGUGCCGCUGGCAGAUGU